Molecule: messenger RNA, 6858 nt
Organism: Oncorhynchus nerka (sockeye salmon)
Lineage: Eukaryota; Metazoa; Chordata; Actinopteri; Salmoniformes; Salmonidae
Product: transmembrane protein 163a-like
Exons: 8
Coding region: 341-1192 (283 amino acids)
Cellular component (GO): synaptic vesicle membrane
Molecular function (GO): zinc ion binding
Source: RefSeq, a predicted model, not a curated record
CAGCGGAGUCGAACCGGGAACUGUUGUAGCGUGGCAAACAUGUCUACAGUCUCCAGUGUUCACUGAUAAGCAGACUUGACAUGGACAUGGGUACGGAUUCCACACAACCCAGAGGCCUCGUUAAAUAAACUAGAUUCGUAAUUAGAGUCCUCUUGCUGCUGUCUUCGCACUUGACUUCGAAUUCAUGACUGGCAUGGGGGCACGGUAUUGAUGCGCUCGAUAUUGCGCUCAGAUCUACAGAAGCCCACUCCGCCGGCCGCAACUCAACGCUUGAGGACGGAACUUCGCGCGUUGGUGUGAGACUUUUGGAGUUGCCUAAUUGGAACCGCAAUUUAGAGCAAUGACGGACUCUACAGCCUCAGACCCGGUGAGCACCAUCCCGGAUCCAACUAUUGUUGAUCCGUCGACUGUGAACGGUCAGUGCGACCCGACAGAUCAACAGCCACCCAAACGAGCAAGUCAGGGGGAACCUAAAUUCAAGAUGGACCAGGAGAUGAAGAUUGGCGAUAGCGUGGAGGGGCAAGGCUUACUGGAGAGCAGCAUGAGGCUGAAGCCCCACGAAGCUCAAAGCUACCGCAAGAAAGCAUUGUGGGUCUCCUGGGUUUCCAUCUUUGUGACGCUGAUCCUGGCAGUAGCAGCUUUCACGGUUUCCUUCAUGAGACACAGUGCCUCGGCUUUCGGAUUCGCUUUUGAUGCCGCCCUGGACGUGCUGUCCUCCAUCAUCGUGGUGUGGCGCUAUAGUAACGCCGCCGCCGUUCACUCUGCACACAGGGAGUACAUAGCCUGCGUGAUCCUGGGGGUGGUCUUCAUCCUGUCCUCUCUGUGUAUCCUGGGAAAGGCAAUCCAUGACCUGGCUACCAAGCUACUGCCUGAAGUGGAUGACUUCCUCUUCAGUGUGUCCAUCGUCAGUGGCGUGAUGUGUAUCAUUCUGUCCGUGUUCAAGUUCAUGCUGGGCAGGGUGCUCACCAGCAGAGCCCUCAUCACAGACGGUUUCAACUCCCUGGUGGGCGGGGUCAUGGGCUUCUCCAUCCUAAUCAGUGCCGAGGUGUUCAAGCACGAUCCCAAAGUGUGGUACCUGGACGGGUCCAUAGGGGUCCUGAUAGGCCUCAUCAUCCUGGCCUACGGAGUCAAGCUGCUGGUUGAUAUGGUCCCUCGAGUGAGACAGACGAGGAACUAUGAGCGCUUUGAGUGACAGAAGACCACGGGAAGGGCAGCGAGGGCUCAGUGGGGGAUGGGUUCUAGGUUAUAUACAGUAUGUGUACGUCCAGUGUCUGUUCUAGGAUAUGUAUAUCUACGCCCAGUCCCUAUCCAGCUCAGCUCCAUUCUUCCUGGUAGAUCUCUACAGUCACCAUGACAAACCUAUUGAUUUGAUUUAGACCUCACUUGUGCCAGCCCAGUGGCAUUUUAGUGAGACCCAAGUGGUCCAUUCUGCAGCGUUCCCCCUGUCUCUCUCUGACUCCGAACCUGAUCCGUCCAUAGGAGUCGUUACGAAGUCAAAGGGAAGACGGAGGAGGUUUCCCUCGAUGUUUCUCCUCCUCCUCUGCCGAAGCAGGGGGAGGCGGAAGGACAGACCGAAGAACAUGGGCUGCUGAGUCGUCAGGAAAUUAUGCCACUGCCGCUACAAAGGCACUGCACAUUGUCCACUGAUUACAGCCUGGUGUUCAUAUCUCAAUCUCCACUUGGACAAGAUGGCUGAUUCAGAUAUGCAUCUCAGUCCUUACGGGAUUUCAAUGGUUUCUAAUAGGCUUUUUCUUUUGUUCAGUAACACUGGGGGUGUCCCCAAUGGCACCCUAUGCCCUUUAUAGUGCACUACUUUUGACCACCCUAUUCCCUUUAUAGCGCACUACUUUUGACCGGUGCCCAUAAAAAGUGCACUAUGUAGGAAAUAGGGUGGCAUUUGGCACACACACACAGCCUAUUUCUGUUUAUGACACCACUGCUCAAAAUAGAUGUGUUGUGUUUAUGUAGUCGUGAUGUAGUAACAGGUAAAGUAUAUUUUAGGGUGGUAGUUGCUACUAUUCGUAGCUAUAGGGCAUGUUUGCUAUCCCCCAAAAAAUCAGCAGGGGAAAUGGAUUUCUGAGAUGCCCAUUGUAUUAUCAAUUGUAGACACAAUAGUAUAGUAUAGCAGUACACUGUGCAAUAACAACAUGACAGACGACUCUUAUCAAUGGCUUGUAUCCCAAAUGGCACCCUAAUCCCUACAUAGUCACUAUGGGUCCUGGUCAAAAGUAGUGCACUAUAGGGAAUAGGGUGAUAUUUGGGACAAAACCUGUAUCAUUUGAUUAGUGAAUAUGAAAGCACAAAUGUCCCUGUCAACAACUCAUGUAUGGAAUCUGUGUUUGCUGUAUUGCUUAAGAGGGCCACAUUAAGGGGUGUUGAAUAAAAGCCUGUGGCAGACCAUCAACAGACAACAUGACUGGAGACAAAGACUCUAGCCAGAGAUUACUGCGCUGGAAUUAAAACAAGUCUUUUUCUGUGCACCACAGCCAAGUCUGUUGGCUAGAGCACAACAUUCUCUCUUCCUUAUCUAAUUCCUCAACCAAGUCUGAUGGGGGAAAUACGGUCGUCCUGGCGAGUAAAUAUACCAUAUACAAUGAUAUUGUUUAAAGCUUUCACAAUCUGCCACGAUGGAUGUAAUUAUAUAUGUAGUAUAUACACUACAUGACCAAAAUUAUGUGGACACCUGCUCGUCGAACAUCUCAUUCCAAAAUCAUGGGCAUUAAUAUGGAGUUGGUCCCCCCUUUGCUGCUAUGACAGCCUCCACUCUUCUGGGAAGGCUUUCAACUAGAUGUUGGAACAUUGCUGGGGGGACUUGCUUCCAUUCAGCCACAAGAGCAUUAGUGAGAUCGGUCACUGAUGUUGGGCGAUUAGGCCUGGCUCGCAGUUUGUAUUCCAAUUAAUCCCAAGGGUGUUACAUGGGGUUGAGGUCAGGGCUCUGUGCAGGCCAGUCAAGUUCUUAGACACCGAUCUCAACAAACCAUUUCUGUAUGGACCUCACUUUGUGUACAGGAGCAUUGUCAUGCUGAAACAGGGGACUUCCCCAAACUGUUGCCACAAAGUUGGAAGCACAGAAUUGUCUAGAAUGUCAUUGUAUGCUGAAGAUUUCCCUUCACUGGAACUAAGAGGCCUAGCCCGAACCAUGAAAAACAGCCCCAGAUCAUUAUUCCCCCUCCACCAAACUUUACAGUUGGCACUAUGCAUUGGGGCAGGUAGCGUUCUCCUGGCAUCCGCCAAAUCCAGAUUAGUCUGUUGGACGUCCAGAUGGUAAUGCAUGAUUCAUUACUCUAGAAAACGCGUUUCCACUGCUCCAGAGUCCAAUGGCGGCGAGCUUUACACUACUCCAGCCGACGUUUGGCAAUGCGCAUGGUGAUCUUAGGCUUGUGUGCGGCACCUCGGCCAUGGAAACCCAUUUCAUGAAGCUCCCGACAAGCAGUUCUUGUGCUGACGUUGCUUCCAAAGGCAGUUUGGAACUCGGUAGUGAGUGUUGCAAUCGAGGACAGCACAUUGCCAUUGUUUCUCCUAGACAUUUCCACUUCACAAUAACACCACUUACAGCUGACCGGGGUAGUUACAGCAGGGCAUAAGUUUGACGAACUGACUUGUUGGAAAGGUGGCAUCCUAUGACGGUGCCACGUUGAAAGUCACUGAGCUCUUCAGUAAGGCCAUUCUACGACCAAUGUUUGUCUAAGGAGAUUGCAUGGCUCUGUGCUCUAUUGCAUGGCUGUGUGUUGUACACCUGUCAGCAACAUAAAUCAUUGUUAUGUGAAUUACAUGAAUACAAUGUUGACAUUAUACAAUUACAUGCAUGCAAUGUUGACAUACAGAAAUUCAAUGUUGACCCAUUGCACAAGGAGUGCACUUAAGGGCUCCAUUCAAUCCGAAUCGUGUAAAUUCAGCAUUACAGCAUGAUUGAAGGCAAUGUUCCCGGGUUGGCGGAGACUGCAUUCACGGUAAACACUGCAGAUGUGGACUCAAUAGGAAAUGACCUUGUAAAUCAGUAAUGCUUCAGGAUACUGAUUGAAUAGAGCCCUAAAGGAAGAUGAUUGAAACCGAGCCUUCAAGCUGUGCAUACCGAUUCAGUCUUUCAGAAUACUGUACCAAUGAAAGUUGUCAAUAAGACAUUAGUUAUUAUAGUGCACUAUAAUAGAAAAUACAUUUUUGUACAUAUAGAAAGGGAUUUUUGUUUACAGGUGGGACUGGUCAUUGCACUCACUCCAAAUGGCUUUUUUGGACAGGAUUCAAUCCGAGGCUCGUUAUAGAGCAGUGCAAUGGACAGCCAAAAAUGCACUUUUUAAAGUUAACUUACACUUGAGCCGACAUUCGCAGCAUUUGAUAUAAAUGCGAUCUCCAUGAACGCCGGGGAAAUUGCCUUUAAAAGGGGCGUUGGGGCCUCCCAGGUGGCGCAGUGGUCUAGGGCACUGCAUCGCAGCGCUAGCUGUGCCACCAGAGACUCUGGGUUCGCGCUCAGGCUCUGUCACAGCCGGCCGCGACUGGGAGGUCCGUGGGGCGAAGCACAAUUGGCUUAGCGUCGUCCGGGUUAAAGAGGGUUUGGCCGGUAGGGAUAUCCUUGCCUCAUCGCGCACCAGCGACUCCUGUGGCGGGCCGGGCGCAGUGCACGCUAACCAAGGUUGCACGGUGUUUCCUCCGACACAUUGGUGCGGCUGGCUUCCGGGUUGGAUGCGCGCUGUGUUAAGAAGCAGUGCGGCUUGGUCGGGUUGUGUUUCGGAGGACGCAUGACCUUCGACCUUCGUCUCUCCCGAGCCCGUACGGGAGUUGUAGCGAUGAGACAAGAUAGUAACUACUAAUAAUUGGAUACUACGAAAUUGGGGGGGAAAAAGGGGGUAAAAUAAAAAGGGGCAUUGUUGCAUGUCAACUGUGCUGCACUAUAACAUACUCUGGAUUGAAUCAUGGCCUGACUCUAAUUCUUACCAACACCUUUUGUACAUAGCAAUGAAUUCUUGUACAUAUUGUAAUAUAAGUUGAUAUGUUUACAUUGGUAUUGCCAAUUUAAGCAGAAACUAGACUUGCUAGAUAAUCGGUUGCGGGUGUUGUUCUGUAUUAAGAGUGCUUAAGCUAAGUCAAUAUUUGUCUUCUCAAAGGAAAGAGACGUACUUAGACGUACUAAGUUCAGGAUCUAGGAUGGGUUUCAAUUAACUUCGAUAAUGUGAUUGAGCAAGAGUUGCACCACUGUAAACUUUUGUUUUCUGUGACUGUUUUCAGUCAAAAAGGAUGGAUACUAACGCAACCCCCUAACUUUAUGGCUGCGUUCCAGGCUGACUACAUUGCAGAAGCAUGCCAGAUCUCACAACACCUAACCCUAAUAUCAGUUUACCACAUCACGAUGGAUUCAUCGGAUACCCGACUCUGCAGCCGAUGACGUGGCACACAACCAUUGGUUGAUCCAAUGUAGUCGGCCUGGAACGUGACAGGCUCCUUGGAGCACCAUGGCUCUUAGCCCAACGGCCAGCAGGAGGCGAUAUUGAGUCGUUUCAUCUUACCUUCCAAACGCAUUGUAGGAAACUGCGUAUCACUCGUGGACAGUUCGUACAUAAAACAUCCUCUAUUCAGGCUGCAAAGGUGUCGAUUUCCUCCUUAACUAUAUUUAAUGGUGAGAAGGUGGGGGAAAUAUGUACUUUAUGAAAUACCAUUUUCCACUAUCAUGCUAGAGUGGCUAAUGCUACUUCAUGAUGAUGCUCCAUGCGUUCAGCCAGGGGUAAACAAUGUUGCGUAUCGUGUUCAGCCAAUCAGUUUGCAGCAGUCUGUCGUUUACCCCUGGCUGAACGCAGGGAGCAACAUCAUGAAGAAGCAUUAGCAUGAAUAGAGAAUGUUUUAUGUACGAACCGUCCACGGGGGAUACGCAGUUUCUCUGGACCCCAGCAAGGUUUUGUUUCAAGGUCUGACCCACUGGGCACAGUCAUCAAUUCAACACUUAUUCCACGUUAGUUCAACCUAAUUUCAUUGAAAUGACAUGGAAACAAAGUUGAUUCAACCAGUGUGUGCCCAGUGGGGAGGCACUUUUUCAGUCACAUUCCUGAAGCCCAAGAAACAAACACUUAACGUCCUAGUACACACGGCAAUGAAAAAGGUUUAUAAAUGACUUUUAGAAGGGUUACUGUCAAAAGUAUGUGUUAAAAUAAAAGUAGAGCAAUGUCAGGCACAUGGUCCCUCAGAACUUGUGGGCCCCAUGCCUUGUGGGGGCUGCUGGGUGUCUGGUAGGCCGGUGGAUACUGGCUGCAAACAAUACGCUUGGACGGUAAGAUGAAAUGACUCCAUAUCAACAUCUGCCUGGCCUUUGGGCUACAUGGCUCGCUGGUCUCGGACACCAAUCAAAGACAGUGAGGUAUCAAAGGAGGCAUAUCAUUUAUUAGCAGAUGGAAAUGUCAUCCUUUCCAAGCCACAAUUGCACUGCAUAGAAACAGCCUUAACCAUUGACCUGGGGCACAUUCUGUAAGUAAACUGCUCAGAACAUUGCAGAAAGAAAUGUAAUGCAUAGAGCUGACAUGAUGCAUAAUUUUACAAGACAGAAAAUCAUUUCUGCUUCUACAAAAUGCAUUUCUAUGAUAAUUACAUAUUAAUAUGGAUAUUGUAUAACAUUGCACUCAUCUGAACAGACCCCAGAAUUCUGGAAAUGAGAAUAUAAACUUUGAAAGUUUACUUUCAGGGAAUUGCUCUUGUAAACAGUUGGAAAUGCUGUCGUUUGUGAUUCUCUUCUUAAUGUCUAGCGUAGUUGGUAAUGUGUUCACAGAAAUUCAGUAUUUAUGGUUCAUAUGAGGUCUAUGCUUGCUGCAGUAUGUACUCUAUAUUAUUUACACAUUAAACUCACUGUAACACCCCUAAUGUGUUAGGGGUGUUUCUACA